Messenger RNA from Nelumbo nucifera (sacred lotus), 3623 nucleotides. The record is from RefSeq and is a predicted model, not a curated record. Lineage: Eukaryota; Viridiplantae; Streptophyta; Magnoliopsida; Proteales; Nelumbonaceae.
UUCGACCUUGUAUUGAAAAAAUCUCCCAAUAAUAAGUAUAGAGAAGAUGGUAAGAUAUCGUCGGGAGAUGUUCUGUCGGGAUACGCUGUGGGGCAUUGUGAGGCGCAGAUGUGAACUCGAAGCAAACUGCAGGAGAAAAAAAAAAACGCGCAAACAGGUUCGGUGAAAACCGGGCUAGCUUAUUCCGAUCCAGAUCAAUUUGGAUGAAUGGACCAGUUCACACCGGACUGGGCAGUAAGGAAGGGCAUUACGGUAAAUAUGGAGAAGGGUAGUUGCCAUUAAUUCACAGGGGGACUCAGGUAAAACGGCAAAAUAUUCCAGUUAUUAACUUAUUAUUCCAUUUUAAGUCCGAAAUGAUUUUUCUGUGCCUUUGUUUGUCUAAAUGCGCGAGCCCCUGGAGGAUGAAUCAGCUAUAAAAAGUCCAAAAAUAAAUUAAUUCCUCUUUGGCACGAAAAGGAAAUUUCGGGAGCGGGGCCGAUCCAACAACUGAAGCCGUAUUUCUCUACGUUUAAUGGCGAAUUGAGUAUCUGCUUCCAACAGUUUCACCUCCUCUUCACUGUCUAUCUCCAGAAGGCGAAGCUGGUUGAUUUGGAUGUUCCCUCUGGAGAUUGGUGUGAGGACUGUUAUUCCACUGACUGUGCUGAAGGGAGGAAAUAGUGCUCUUGUAACUAUUUAGUCUGGAAGGAAAUUCGCCAUUGUUUCGUCUUACAUUUACGUAGAAUGUUGGAUUUUAGUGAUCCGCGGAGCUGUUCACCCCUCUGCGAGUAGUUGUUGAAUGUUCCGUCCCUUGAUCUGAGGUCUAGUUCAUAGAUUUGGAAAUAUCUUCAUUAAAUUCCUGUUAGUUUAACAUUUCAUCACACUUCUUUUUUGUUCCAUCUCGUAACUGAAAAGCUUAGUUCUUUGAUCCUGAGGUACUUCUACAAGCCUGAGUCAGAAGAUUGUUUACUGAUAUCUCAGUAUUUCUAUUUAAGAAAGAAAAUCUGGUGUUGUUAUUUCAAUGCUUUUAGUAAUUCCACGAAUUAGUUGCAACAUUAACGGAAGAGUCUUGUAUCUUAUGUUAGACUAUCCUUUUUCCAGAUAUUGGAUAUUUAGGUUAAAGUUAUAGGCCCUUUAUUAGAUUCAUCAAUCAGCACUUUACUGCGGUUGCAUUUUCAGUCAAUUUGACAUGAGAAGCCACUGGUCCCACAAACUCUUUCUCAAACUUGGCCGUAGACCGCCACUCAACUGGUUACUCCUGUGCUUUGUUAGUGUCCUUGCACUAAUUGUAAUCUUAGCCUCCCCUUCCUCGAACACUGUGGACUCUGUUCCUUCCUCUUCCAUCCCCGACAUUUAUAAGAACUAUAGAAGGAUAAAGCAGCAAGCAGCUAGUGACUAUUUGGAGAUAACGUCUCUUUCCUUGGGUAUAAGUCAUCCAAGGGAGCUUGAUCUAUGUAGCAAGGAAAGAGAGAAUUAUGUACCUUGCUAUAAUGUCUCUGCAAACCUGUUUGCUGGGUUUCAUGAUGGGGAAGAAUUUGACCGUCAUUGUGAAGCAUCAAGAUCAGGACCACGAUGUCUGGUCCGACCUCCGAAGGACUACAAGAUCCCACUUAGAUGGCCAGCUGGUAGAGAUGUGAUAUGGAGUGGUAAUGUGAAGAUAACAAAAGACCAAUUCCUUUCUUCUGGAAGCAUGACAAAAAGGUUAAUGUUAUUGGAAGAGAAUCAGAUUGCAUUUCACUCCGAAGAUGGAAUGAAUAUUGGUGGUGUCAAAGAUUACUCUCGUCAAAUUGCUGAGAUGAUAGGGUUGGGAAGUGACUCUGAAUUUAUUCAAGCUGGUGUUCGCACUAUAUUGGAUAUUGGCUGUGGAUUUGGUAGUUUUGGUGCUCAUUUACUCUCACUGAAUGUAAUGACUAUUUGUAUUGCGGCAUAUGAAGUAUUUGGCAGUCAAGUUCAACUGUCCCUUGAGAGAGGUCUUCCAGCAAUGAUUGGAAACUUCAUUUCAAGGCAACUUCCAUAUCCAGCAUUGUCAUUUGACAUGGUUCAUUGUGCUCAGUGUGGAAUCAUCUGGGAUGAGAAAGAUGGGGCAUUCCUUAUUGAAGUAGACCGCGUACUCAAGCCUGGAGGUUACUUUGUUUUGACAUCACCAACAAGAAAAUCUCAAGGAGGGUCGUUGGAUGCAAAAAAGACAAUCUCAUUUACACCAAUUGAGGAAUUCACUCAGAAAAUCUGUUGGAGUCUAUUGGGUCAGCAAGAUGAGACUUUUAUCUGGCAGAAAACUACAGAUGUUCAUUGUUAUCUCUCUCGCAAGCAGGAUGGUGUACCUCCUCUUUGUAAGGGAGAUUACGAUGCUCAGUCAUAUUAUGAGCCCCUCCUAUCAUGCAUUAGUGGAACCACUAGCAAACGCUGGGUGCCCAUACAGAAGAGGUCAUCUGGUUCUCAGUUGAGUUCUGUCGAGCUUGCAAUUCAUGGAGUACACCUGGAAGAUUUUUCUGAAGACUCACAGUUCUGGGCAUCAGCUUUAAGAAACUACUGGUCUUUACUUACGCCCUUGAUUUUCUCUGAUCAUCCAAAGAGGCCGGGUGAUGAAGACCCUUUACCUCCUUUUAACAUGAUACGCAAUGUGAUGGACAUGAACGCUAAUUAUGGAGGUCUCAAUGCUGCCUUUCUUGAAGAAAACAAAUCUGUCUGGGUGAUGAAUGUUGUGCCUGUCAAUACUCCUAAUACGCUUCCUCUCAUACUUGAUCGAGGUUUUGCUGGUGUAUUGCAUGACUGGUGUGAACCUUUUCCUACAUAUCCUCGAACAUAUGACAUGCUUCAUGCUAAUGGACUGCUCUCUCACAUUAUCAAUUCAGAGUGUGACAUAUCAAACUUAUUGUUGGAGAUGGAUCGCAUUCUACGCCCAGAGGGAUGGGUGGUUCUAUGCGAUAAAUUGCAUGUAAUAGAGAAAACACGAGCACUGGUAACGCAGGUUCGGUGGGAAGCACGGGUAAUUCAGCUCCAGAAUGACAAUGACCGCCUGCUACUUGUUUGUCAAAAGCCUUUCUUGAAGAAAUGAUCAUAUCAAACUUGAAGAUUCUUAUAUUUACAGGCAGAAUCAAUUUUACACAGCUGAGCAGAGCAUCAACUGUCAAAAACUUCUCUUCAUUAUUCGCUCAGAGUGACCGAUGGAUUCGAGUCGGAGAUUGCAACAGGGGCUAUGCGGAGAUGUGAUCAUGUGAACAAAACAAUUGAAUCCCCCCCUAUGAGUAGCCACAGUUGGUUUUUCGAAGAAUUUGUAGCAAUUCAUUCAUCCCAUUUUUUCCCCAAAUUUUUUAUUCUAAACUAAAUGGUGUUGGAGUGGAAAAUAUCAUUCUUGUUGAGUGGGGCUGUAGCUGGUCAUGGAAUGUAAGUUUGUGUAUAACUCUCUCUCUCUCUCCAUAGAUACACACAUACUCACAAGCACAAAUCCAUGUAACGUUGGCUGUAAGAGUAUCCGUCAGCGGGGACAGUGGUUCGGUUUAUUACAGCCCCCCGACAACAUACAAAAAGGGUUUGGGUUUUCAAUUGUGAUACCAUGGUGGUUAAUAGUAUUCAACAUGGUUUGUAAUAAUAGAGACAUACUCUUGGCCCGUAGGACGUGGCCUAACCAAUCCGGAUUUCUCAAGGGU